Ornithorhynchus anatinus (platypus) is the source of this 2600-nucleotide messenger RNA. It is a transcript of the gene HNRNPM, whose product is annotated as heterogeneous nuclear ribonucleoprotein M. Gene Ontology annotation, cellular component: post-mRNA release spliceosomal complex; cytoplasm; nucleus. Bases 26 to 2338 code for a protein of 770 amino acids. NCBI's taxonomy places the organism in Eukaryota, Metazoa, Chordata, Mammalia, Monotremata, Ornithorhynchidae. Gene Ontology annotation, molecular function: mRNA binding. The record is from RefSeq and is a predicted model, not a curated record. Gene Ontology annotation, biological process: regulation of mRNA stability involved in response to oxidative stress; alternative mRNA splicing, via spliceosome. The transcript is spliced from 17 exons.
CACACAAAGCCCAGACGCAGAGAAAAUGGCGGCGGCGGAGGCGGUAGUGGCGGCGGCGGCAACCGAUCCCAAGAUGGAGGAGGCCAGCGGUGCAGCCGGUGUGGCGAGCGGGAACAACGCUGUGGUCCCGAAGAGCGAUGGCGAGCGAUCAACUCAAAAUGAGAAAAGGAAGGAAAAAAAUGUGAAACGGGGGAAUCGCUUUGAGCCGUAUGCCAAUCCUGCUAAGAGAUACAGAGCUUUCAUCACAAAUAUACCGUUUGAUGUGAAAUGGCAGUCUUUGAAAGAUCUGGUCAAAGAAAAAGUUGGUGAGGUAACAUACGUGGAGCUCUUAAUGGACGCUGAAGGAAAGUCAAGGGGAUGCGCGGUGGUUGAGUUCAAGAUGGAAGAGAGCAUGAAAAAGGCUGCUGAAGUGUUGAACAAGCAUAGUCUGAGUGGAAGACCGUUGAAAGUCAAAGAAGAUCCUGAUGGUGAGCAUGCCAGGAGAGCAAUGCAAAAGGUGAUGGCAACAACUGGUGGGAUGGGAAUGGGACCUGGUGGCCCUGGAAUGAUUAAUAUCCCACCAAGUAUCCUAAACAAUCCUAACAUCCCAAAUGAGAUUAUCCAUGCAUUGCAGGCUGGAAGACUUGGAAGUACAGUGUUUGUAGCAAAUUUGGAUUAUAAGGUUGGUUGGAAGAAACUCAAAGAAGUAUUUUGUAUGGCUGGUGUUGUGGUUCGAGCUGAUAUUUUAGAAGAUAAAGAUGGCAAAAGCCGUGGAAUUGGCACAGUUACAUUUGAACAAUCUAUUGAAGCAGUUCAGGCUAUAUCAAUGUUUAAUGGCCAGCUACUAUUUGACAGACCAAUGCAUGUGAAGAUGGAUGAGAGAGCCUUACCGAAGGGAGACUUUUUCCCCCCAGAGCGGCCCCAGCAACUUCCUCAUGGACUUGGUGGCAUUGGCAUGGGAUUAGGACCAGGAGGACAGCCUAUUGAUGCUAAUCACUUAAAUAAAGGCAUAGGAAUGGGCAACAUGGGACCUGCAGGAAUGGGAAUGGAAGGCAUGGGAUUUGGAAUAAAUAAAAUGGGAGGCAUGGAAGGACCUUUUGGAGGAGGCAUGGACAACAUGGGUCGUUUUGGAUCUGGAAUGAACAUGGGCAGAAUGACUGAGAUGGAUCGUGGAAUGGGUGGAGGAUUUGACAGAGACUUUGCUAGAAAUGAAAUGGGAAUGUCUCGUGGUUUUGGCGAACCCCUGGGCAGGGGAAUGGUAUUGUCUCUGACUCAAUGGAAGCCAGAGCUACAGUCUCAAGUGCGUGGGCAUGUCCUGAACAAUGCGAAACCAAUGCAUCCCACUAAAGGUGGCGGUGGAGGCAGUGUUCCGGGGAUCGAAAGAAUGGGCCCCGGGAUUGACCGCAUGGGUGGUGCUGGAAUGGAGAGAUUAGGCUCUGGCUUGGCCCAUGGGAUGGAUAGAGUAGGGUCUGAAAUGGAGAGGAUGGGCCUUGUCAUGGAACGCAUGGGCUCCACCGGAGAGAGAAUGGGUUCAGGAAUGGAGCGCAUGGGCCCCCUUGGCCUAGACCACAUGACCACGAGCAUCGACAGGAUGGGCCAGACCAUGGAUAGAAUCGGGUCUGGGGUGGAGCGGAUGGGAGCCGGCAUGGGUUUUGGGAUUGAGAGAAUGGCCGCCCCACUAGAUCGGGUGAGCACUACCAUAGACAGGAUGGGAUCGGGAGUCGAUCGGAUGGGUACCACCAUAGAUCGCAUGGGUCUCAGUAUGGAUCGCAUGGUGCCAGCGGGCAUGGGGGCCGGCAUAGACCGCAUGGGUCCAGUUAUGGAUCGAAUGUCCACUGGGCUGGAGCGCAUGGGGGCCAACAACAUGGAGCGUAUGGGGCUGGAGCGCAUGGGGGCCAACAACAUGGAGCGUAUGGGGCUGGAGCGCAUGGGGGCCAACAACAUUGAGAGAAUGGGACCCACUAUGGGCCAGGCGAUGGGGUCGGGAAUGGAGCGCAUGGGGCUGGCCAUGGGGGCCAGUUUUGACAGAGCCAUGGAAAUGGAUCGUGGAAAUUUUGGAGGCAGUUUCGCUGGGUCAUUUGGAGGUGCUGGUGGGCAUGCGCCCGGAGUUGCUCGGAAAGCCUGCCAGAUCUUUGUGAGAAAUCUCCCGUUUGAUUUCACGUGGAAAAUGCUGAAAGAUAAAUUCAAUGAAUGUGGUCAUGUACUAUAUGCAGACAUCAAGAUGGAAAAUGGUAAAUCCAAGGGUUGUGGCGUGGUGAAGUUUGAGUCGCCUGAAGUAGCCGAAAGAGCCUGCCGAAUGAUGAAUGGGAUAAAACUCAGUGGUCGAGAGAUCGAUGUACGGAUUGACAGAAAUGCUUAAGACCCUUUUUUAAACAUCAGAACAGACCUUUUGAAUUUGUUUUUCUUGUUAAACCAUUUUAAUUUGUUGGCUGGAUGUAUAAAGAUGUUGAACAUUUCAGUUGCUUUCUGGGGUAUUUUAAUUAGUUUUGUAAGGAAUGGAGCUCCAUUUUAUUGUUUUUGCAUUGAGGUUGCAAUGAGCUCAGUUUUUCUUGUAGUUGUGGCAUCUUGUUGACAUCAGAGAUGUUCAGUAUGACUUUGAUAAUGAAUUCCACUUACUGAAA